GUCGAUAUAUCGCUGUCCCUGGUGUAGAUGCAAGAAGAAGCAUAACGGUGCAGCAGCAGCUCUAUUUUCGUGAUAGUUUUUCCCAAUUAGUGCUAAAAUUAAUAACCAUAGAUGCCAUUUUGCCACAAACAAGCAUUUGCGAAAUGACGUGCCUUGCCUGAGCUGCUUACAUAACAAUGCACUAGUCGCGCAAUAGGGCCACACGAACAUCGAUCACCCGGGAUUAGCGAGGCUUACACUUGGACUACAUGGCGACUGUGGCGGAGGGCAGCAAAAUGCUCGAGGCGGCGCUCCAGCAAAUGGACGGCCUCAUAUCGAGCACGGCCACGCAGGCGGGAUCGGUGUCGGUGUCGGGAGCAGGAGCCUCCUUGACCCUCAGUGAGCGCAACUUGAUUUCGGCCACCAAUGUUCUAACGACGGCCAAGACUUUGGCUCUGGCCCUGCAACAGGUCGGCCUGGCUGCCCCAGCCCCGGAUCCCGUCACGGCGGCCAUCAUCAGCGACUGGCUGGAGACGCACAUACCGCGCCAGGACUCAGACGAGCGGAUGCGUCGCCUGCAGCGGGACAAGGAGGGCCUGGCCCUGCAGUACCAAAUGCUGGCGGAGCGGGUGUCCGAACAGGCGGACAAGAUCAUUGAGCUGGAGGGCCUGAUCACGGAGAAGAGCCAGCAGUUGUGCACGAAGGAGGAGCAGCUGCAGCGCCAGAUGAUAUCGCGAUCCGCCCUCGAAACGCAGAAGCUGGAGCUGAUGAGUGCCUUAAGUGAACUGAAACUGCAUCGCACUGCCUUGGAGCAGGCCAAUGAUGGAGCCGUCAUAUCGGCCAAUAUACCCUACGGCAGUUUGAGCAACAUAAACCAGAAGCCCUUCAUGGGUUCGCCCAAGACGCCGCCCUCGGCGCUGCGCCACCAGAUCAAGCCGCAGUUCCACAGCCUGCCACGAUCCCACGGCAAGCUGGCAAACCACAAUAACAACCGUGCCUUGGACGUCAAUGCCAACAGCAGUGGCAAGCAGCGGAACGUGGCCUUCGCCUCGAACGAACAAAUCCUGAUCGAAGACAGUCCUCAUCAAGCGGAUGAUGUCAUGACCUCCAGCUUCAUGUCACAGUUCACGCCCUCGCCAAAGCUGCGAGAACGAUCUGCCCGUGGCUUGCGGAAUAUUCUAGGCAAGCUAAGGCGCAGCAACAGCAGCAACUGCGAGCUGACCGCCUUGGAGCAGGCGGAGCCCGAGUUUCGGCGCGGCGGUUCCAGAGCCACCGCCGGCGGACGUAUCGAGUGGAGUGCCCAGACGCCCUUGUUCGGCGAAAACGAGAAGCACUGGACCACGUGGGAUGCACAGGAGGUGUGCAACUGGCUGGGCUACAUGGGUCUGGGCUGCUAUGAGGACAAUUGCCGAAAAUGGCUGAGAGCCAAUCCAUCGGUGUCGAUCUUCACCGCCUCGCCUGUGGACAUUGAACGAGAGCUAAACCUAAAGCUGCCGCUUCACCGGAAGAAGAUAUUGUUGGCCAUCGACGACGUCACUGGAAAGGAGUUCGACGACCUUACGUUAAAGGCUUCCAUCCUGGAUGUGGCCUGGGUUCUACGCUGGCUGGACGACAUUGGUUUGCCCCAGUACAAGGAUUACUUUAUGCAGGCCAAGGUCGACGGGCGAAUGCUGCACCGUCUCACGCUGGAGGACCUGUCCCAGCUGCAUGUUAGCUCCUGUCUGCACAUAGCCUCGUUACGAGCGGGAAUCUUGUGCAUGCGCCGCUUGUCCUGGAACGCAGAGGGUCUGAUUCGGCGCUCCAUCAAGGUGGCCAGCGAGGAGGAGCCCGCUGGCAGUCCGGACAGGGACAACGUGGAGCUGUGGACGGCGCACCGCAUUAUGGGCUGGCUGCAGACCAUCGACCUGUCCGAGUACACGCCCAAUCUGCGUGGCGCCGGCGUGCAUGGGGCUUUGAUGCUGUACGAGCCGCGCUUCAAUGCGGAUCUGCUGGCCGACCUGCUGUCGAUACCGCCCAGCAAGAGUCUGCUACGCCGCCACCUGGCCAUGCACUUCAAGGAGCUGGUGGGUCGUCCGGUGAUCCUGAGCAAGCGCGACGCCGAAUCGGCACCUGGCUAUCAACCGCUGAACAUUACCGACAAACUGAAGCCGGUCAAACGCAGCCAGUUCUCGCUGAAGCGUCGCAAGAGCUCGAAGUCGCAAAGCGACGUUGAUUGGACGGAGUACGUGUGCCCCAUGAAUGCCAGGGUGCCGGAAUCUUCGCUAACGGAGACGACCAAGGACCACGAGAGCUCAAUGAGUUCCAACUAAGGACCAAGUCGGAUGACGCACAAAUCGAUUGCAUACGACAAAAUGUUUUCUAGUUGUAAGCCCAACCCUGAACCUACCCGAUACCCAAGUGGAUGAACUGCCACCUGAACCAAUUAAGCAACCAAAUCCACAAGUCGAGCGACAAUAUUAGAGAGAAUUUAUCCGGGCAUGCCCAAUCUUCCAAACAUCUUUCGAUUGAAUUCGAGGCGAAAUUCUUUUGACAACCUAAGCAUACCAGCAAACAUUUUGGAAAUCUUUAUAUUAACUGUAACUAACAUUUAGGCUAAUCUGGAACCGGGAUGCAUUGACAUCUUUUGGAUAAGCAUGAUAACGAGAAGUAUUCGCAAUGGCAUUGAAACGACCUUGAGCGCGAGCAUAACCCCCUUAUAGACUUAUCGCCCAUUUUGGAGUUUAUCUUUUGUACUAACACGUAUUGUAAAUGUAUGGACGGAUAUUUUGUGAAAUACAAACUACGAUGCCUUUUACAACCAAA
Messenger RNA from Drosophila gunungcola (fruit fly), 2781 nucleotides. RefSeq names its product liprin-beta-2 (gene Liprin-beta). Gene Ontology annotation, molecular function: protein binding. Gene Ontology annotation, cellular component: presynaptic active zone. The transcript is spliced from 3 exons. The record is from RefSeq and is a predicted model, not a curated record. Gene Ontology annotation, biological process: neuromuscular junction development. Bases 249 to 2288 code for a protein of 679 amino acids. Lineage: Eukaryota; Metazoa; Arthropoda; Insecta; Diptera; Drosophilidae.